CCUCUCUGUGUGACCGUGUGAACACCCCCAUUUAUUGUCUCCCUGUUCCUGUGUGUGUCUUCCGCCCCCUGUGACUCGUGUUUACAUAUGUGUAUUUAAUGUGUGUAUGUUUGUGUGUCCCUGUCUUUCUGUUCUCUCUGUGCCUGUUUGUCGCGUUCUUUCUCUUUCUGCCUCUGUGUGUGUGUGCGUGUGUGUCUCCGCCUAUUCACAGCACAGCCUGUCCGGCAGGGCAGCGGAUGUGAGGGAUGAUUCAGUGGCUGACAGGAAGCCCGCAGUCUUGCUUGCUGCCCGCCAGUGUUUGCAACAUUGGCGUCAGCUCGGGCAGGUGUGUGGGCUCAGGAUGAGGUGGUUGCCGUGAAGAGCCCCCGACUCUCAGGAAGAGUGGCCAGGAGCAGACAUGAAUGCAGAGACCGAGCUGCUAUGGCUGGGGGCAGCCCUGCUGCUGCUGCUGGGGGCGGUGGCCAGCCUGUGUGUGCGCUGCUCCCACCCAGGUGCAAAGCGGUCUGAGAAAAUCUACGAGCAGAGGAAUCUGCAAGAGAAUCAACAGAACUUCGCAGUGGCCCGGACCUAUUCCUUGGCUGGGCAGGCCUGGCCAGGGGUCCCGAUGGACACAGCUGCUGACAUGGAGCCAGCGAGGAAGGAUAAGCUGCUGCAGUUCUCCCCCAGCCUCGAGGAUUCUGCAUCCCCCAGGUACCAGAACUUCAGCAAAGGAAGCAGACACGGAUCAGAUGCAGCCUACAUAGACCCCAUCGCCAUGGACUAUUGCAACUGGGGGCAGGUCCCGAAGUCCCAGGAAGCAGAUGACGACGACGAUACAAAUUCCUAUGAAAACGUGCUCAUCUGCAAGCCGGAGCCGCUCGAGUCAGGUGAUGAGGGAUCUGAGGAUUAUCAGAAUUCGGCUUCCAUCCAGCAGUGGCGAGAGUCCAGGAGGGUCAUGGAGCGAGUCCAGAGAGAGGCACCUUCCUCCCCGGCAGGAAGCCCAGAGGAGGACGAUGACGGGGAGCCUGAUUACGUGAACGGGGAAGUAGCAGCCACAGAAGCCUAGGGCAGACAUGGGAGAAGCCAACACUUUUUGUCGUCACUGAACAGAGCCAAGGAACCCCGAGCUCACUGGACAACUGACCGCCUCUCAACAGUCACUCCUUCAGAGCUGCUGGACUUCUGGGGCCCACCACGGUUUCUACUCGGUGCGCCAACAUGUUCCAAGGACCAGCCCGCAGGCCGUGGGGAUCCAGCCUGGGGAAGGGCACUCACACGUGGAAUCAGCUUCCCUGGGGCAGGACAGGAGCCUGGUGCCAAGGGCAGCUCCGCUCCUGCCAGGAUGAGCUGCCCAGCACUCAGGGCCAGUUGCACCCCCAUCCCCACGUCGUGCAACACUGCUGUUCGUCUUUUUUCCUUCAGAUUUGGAUCCCCAAUUGCUUACUAAUGUUGGUUGCUGGGAUAUUUUUCGUGAUCGAUAAACUUGUACAGUUAAUUUAUGUAGGUGGAGCCAUAUUUAAUACUCUACAUUCCAGGGUAGAGACUUUGUCUAUCUUGUCUCCUACAAGCAUUAUAUGUACUUAAUUUCAGCAGUUAGGGGGAGCCCUGGAGCUCCUUUCUUUGGGUCUCUUCACUGAGGAACAUUUGGCUAGUCUUCAUGCCCCUUCAGUGGGCAUGUCUGCUUGGACAGUGCCAGUUCUGCAGAAGGGGCAGGAGCGUGGGGCAGUGGUGCCCUCCUCUGCUCCAGGGCUGGCCUUGGCUCAGCUAUUGGGCAGCAUGACCAUCUCAGGGAAAGGGCAGGGGCUCAAUGGGACCUUGACUCAGAAAAGCCAGUCAGAGUAACAAAGCGCCUCUGCCAAUCAAAACGUCUCAAUAAAAGUUUUAGCUUAAGAGCAA
Molecule: messenger RNA, 1875 nt
Organism: Rhinolophus ferrumequinum (greater horseshoe bat)
Lineage: Eukaryota; Metazoa; Chordata; Mammalia; Chiroptera; Rhinolophidae
Gene: LAT2
Product: linker for activation of T cells family member 2
Exons: 13
Coding region: 398-1045 (215 amino acids)
Biological process (GO): B cell receptor signaling pathway; B cell activation; calcium-mediated signaling
Cellular component (GO): plasma membrane
Source: RefSeq, a predicted model, not a curated record